This is a messenger RNA of Henningerozyma blattae CBS 6284, 4107 nucleotides long. RefSeq names its product E3 ubiquitin-protein ligase SSM4 (gene SSM4). The coding region runs from base 1 to 4107 and encodes 1368 amino acids. NCBI's taxonomy places the organism in Eukaryota, Fungi, Ascomycota, Saccharomycetes, Saccharomycetales, Saccharomycetaceae. The record is from RefSeq and is a predicted model, not a curated record. Gene Ontology annotation, molecular function: zinc ion binding. The transcript has a single exon. Gene Ontology annotation, cellular component: endoplasmic reticulum membrane.
AUGAGUAGUAGUGAUACGCAGCAUGCAACUAGGCCCUCAGAUUCUCCUAUAGGUGCAACCUGUCGUAUCUGUAGAGGUGAAGCUACCAGCCAUCAGCCGUUAUUUCAUCCAUGUAAAUGUAAAGGUUCGAUUAAAUAUAUCCAUGAAUCAUGCCUGUUAGAAUGGCUGGCUUCAAAAAAUAUUAGUACUUCAACUACAUCUUCUGUAAAUUGUGAUAUUUGCCACUAUCCAAUUCAAUUCAAAACAAUGUAUGAUGAUAAUAUGCCUGAUAAACUACCUUGGAUGCUUUUAUUUUGGUCAUCAAUUCUAUCAGUUUUGAAUUCUGUAAAAGUUUGGUUCACGAUAUCUUUGGCUUGUUUAUUUUUGGUUGCUGGUAUUCCAUUAGCAUGGAAUUGCAUUAGGAACCUGUAUAUUAUUUUGUUAGAUGGUCAAUUACCAAUUCCAAAUCAAUUUUUUAAAAGUUUAAUAUAUGGUUAUUAUGAAUUGAAUGACAAUUCAGGCUCAAAUUCAAUUUCAAAAACUUUUUUCAAUCAAGAUACAAAUUUAAUUGAUUUAACUUAUUUUUUUUCUAUUGGAAUUUAUAAUUGGACUCAAAUCGUAUUAGUUAUUAUUUUAUUGAUUGCUUUAUAUUUCCAAUAUGAUAUGGUUGUAAGAGAGCCAGUCUUUGCUAAAAUGAUUUAUCAUAAGAUUGGACCUCAAUAUACAAAAGAAGAAUUAUUCAAAAUCCAAUUGAAAGAACGUUUCCCAAUGAUGGAUGAUGAAUCCUUAAAUCAUAUUGCAAGGUUAAUGAGAGAAAGGGAUAAUGUACAAGCAGAACAAGAUGCCAAUAAUAAUAACAAUCAUGAUAAUCUUGAACAAGAACAUCAUGAAGAAGAAUUUGAAAAUGGUCCUCAACAGCAUAAUCAUCGUAAUGAUAUUGAAGAUCUUGAUGAACCAAUGGUUCAAGAUGUUAGAGAAAAUCAUAUUCCAAAUGAAUUUGAUGAAACAGAUCUAGAAGACCACGAUUAUGAUCAUCAGGAUGCCGAACUUGAUGGAACUUCUUCUUCAGCUAACGAUAGUUGGGAUGGGACAGAGCACAACAUUGCAAAUGAGCUAUUAUCUGACCAUGAAGAUGAUGCUCAUUUUGAGAUGGAACAAAGACAAAUGGAAAUUGAAAUAAAUAGAGAAAAUAGAAAUGCACAAAGACAAUUUGAUGACUUAUUAGAUAGACAUGUUUUGGAAAAUCAAAACCAAAAUCAAAAUAAUAAUGGUAUGCCACUUGUCAUCAAUGCAGAUGUCCCACAACCACCACGUAAUCGUCCUGUAAUCCCAGAAUUUAUUCCUCCACCAGAAUUAGCUCAACCACAACCUCAGCGUCCAGCACCACAAAAUGAUCAAAUCAAUGCUGAUCAGCAAGUAUUACCACCAAUUGUUGUCAAUUUAAGAUUAAAGUUCUCCAACAUACUUACUUAUUACUUGAUUGCUUGUUUGAGUAUUUCCUUAUUCCUCUUCAUUACCUUUUUUAUUCCUUCCGUUAUUGGGUUGAUUUUAAUUCAAUUUUAUUUGUUUGUUAUUAAUAUGUUAAAAAAUUCAAUAGAAUUUUUAUUACAGUUCUCUACUUCUAAAAAUUUAAUUUAUUCAAAUAAAUUAUUCAUUAACUUUAGGAAGAAUUUAUACCCACAUAUAUCACCAAUAUUCUUCGAAAUUAAUGAAUUUAAAAACAAUUUAUUCAGUAAUAAAUUAUUUUUAAGAUCCUUACCAGUCAUUGUGGCUUAUUCAACAAUCAUUUUUAUGAUUUAUAUUUCUUCUAAUUUCAUUUCGAAAGGUUUUAAUCGUGAUAAUGGUAUGAAAAAUGCACGAAAAAGAUUAAUCUUUCAAAUUUUAUUUGGUAUCCAAUGUACUUUAAAAGUUUUUGUUCUAUUUUUCAUUGAAUUAUUAGGUUUCCCAAUUUUGGCUGGUUUACUAUUAGACUUGUCAUUGUUUACACCACUUUUUGUAAACUCUUUCUCCUAUAAGACUCUAUGGGGUUCACAAUUUUUAAUUUAUUGGAAACCAUUAGUUGGCUUUAUUUAUUGGGGACUAGGUACGAUGUAUAUGCAUUGGUUUGCAAAAUUCAUUGGGAUGAUUAGACAAUAUAUUAUAAGGCCAGGGGUUCUAUUCUUCAUUAGAUCACCAGAAGAUCCAAAUAUUAAAAUAUUGCAAGAUAGUUUAAUUCAUCCAUUAAAGAUUCAAAUUUCAAGAUUAGCUUUAUCUUUUUUUAUUUAUGCUAUUUUCAUUUUAGUUGGCUUUGGUUCAUUUACUAUAGUUUUAUUCCCAAUUGUGCUCAAUUUGAAAUUUUUUGAAAUUACAAAAUUAAUUAGUUCAAAUUUCUUAGAAAUUUGGUUAUUAACUACGUUUGCAUUUUCUGCUAAUCAAUUUAUUGAUUCAAAAGAAUCCAUCAAACAUUUCAUUAGAUUAUAUUGGAAUUAUAUUUUUGAAAUUUCCUCCAAGAAACUAAGAUUAUCAUCAUUUUUAUUGGGAAAAGAUUUCCAAACUGAGAGAGGCCAUAUCAUUUAUCGUAAUCUGUUCUAUAAAUUCUUAAAUCAAUCGAGCGCUGAAUUAUCAAAUCAAAAUUUAUUUACUGAUCCUAAGAUUCCAGCGGAAGCCAAAGAGUUGUUUAGAAUUAACCCUAAUGUUCAUGCUUAUUUCGUACCAGAUGGUCAAUUAAUUCGUGUACCAUCCUCAGAUAUAGUUUCAAGAAAUUAUGUUCAAACUAUGUUUGUUCCAGUCACUAAGGAUGAUAAACUAUUAAAACCAUUGGAUUUAGAUAGGAUUAAAAUGAAAAACGAAAAAAAUUCAGGUACUUUUGGUUAUUUAGAGGACCAAACUACGGAAUUUGAUGGAUACUCAAUCGUUUAUUCCCCACCUAGUUUCCGUUCAAGAUAUAUAACGUUGAUAGUUUUGAUUUGGUUUUUUGCAGCUGUGUUAACAAUUUCAUCUGCUUUACUUUCUCAGAUUACUUCCACAAUAAUCUUAUUUGCAUUAUAUUUACCAACCAAACUAAUCUUUGGUGCUACUCAGUUAACAAAUCUUUUGAAAUUUUUGAUAGAUGAUAGUUUAAAUCAUAUCAGUUUAGCUUUAAUUUGCACUGGUGGGAUUAUAUUAGCACAAACAUGUGAUGGUGUUUAUAAAAGAUAUAAAGAAAUUGAAAGACAAAAUGAGCAUGUUCAUAAUGAACAUGAAAAUGAAAACAUGGAGAAUGCAAUUAAUCAUAAUCAUAAUGCUAAUAUAAAUGAUAAUAAUCGUAAUGAAAAUGAAAUUGCGGACACAUUCAAUGAACCACAGCAUAAGAGAUUUAAUUUCUUUGAAUUUGUGAAUGUCUCAAUUGAAGAAACUAAAGAAUUGUUUUUCAAUAUUAUUGAAAGUGGCAUCUUCAAAUGGCAUCUAUUUUUAGUAUUUUUAAUCUUAACACAUGCUAUUGGUAUUUCUACAAAUUUUUUUAAUCUAUUACAAGGUACUGUCUUUGGAUUAGGCUAUAUUUCAAAAAGAUUUUAUACAGAAUUUAGGGAGCCAUUAUUUAGAAAUUGGUUAAAUUUCUCGAUUUUUUCCAAACAAUCGAUGAACACUAUUAUUGUAUUACCUCUAACUUUAAGAGCUUUCCAAACUUCGCUUACUUUCGCCCAUCUGUAUAGAAUUAACAGAAAUAUGCCAACCAAACGUUUAAUAGUUAAAUUCUGGAAUUACCUUUAUGAGACAACUUUGACAACUACCAUUGAAACAGCUAUACCAAUUAUCUUUUGCUGGGUAAAUUUUGUACUUUUCGAAUUCUAUACAAAUAAUGAUCAGUAUGACAAUAUCCCACAAGUUUUACUUUUCUUCUGGGAUUCAAGAUUGUCCCAGGAUUCGAACAACAUACCAUGGACUAUUUUUCAACACUUGACUUACAUUUCAACCAUUUUAAUAUUAUUAAGAUAUAUUUUUAUUAAUAUUUAUGCAUUCAUUAGCAAUUGGUUCGGAACUGCUGUCCAAAGUGUUAAAGAUGAGAUUUACGCUAAGGGCAAGGCUUUAGAGAAUUUCCCUGAUAAUGAAAAUGAAAAUGACAGUCAAAAUGAAAAUGAAAUUAAAGUUAUUCCUGAAACUACCGAUUAA